AUGGGAGUAGGAGGUCCUGCGGGAGGCCCAGGAGGGAUGCCCGGAGGAGUUGGUGGCGUCGGAGGAGCUCCCGGGCAGAACCCUGGUGCAGGAAGUCCCGUCAUCGGUGGCGGUGGAGCUGCAACAGCAGGAGUAGCAGGAGGGGCCGGCGGCAAUGCAGCAGGUGGUGCGGCGGGUGCUGGAGGAGCGACGAGGAACACGAACUUGAGCGCGUUACAGGAGAUCGAGGAAGCGUACAACAAGCGGUUGGAUAUGGAUGUUGCUCAGUUGAUGGAGUCCUUUGGCGAUAUUAUCAAAACCGCAUCCAUCACCCACAGCGAAUCAUUAACACAAUCAAAGGACAAAUACAAGCUCGCCCAAGAAUCCUACCAGAUUCAAGGUCGGGCCACCAACAUUGUCUCUUCGGCAGAAUCCCUCCUCACCAUGGUGACCGAGCUCAAACAGACCUUGCUCCUAAACGAUACGACGACACUUGCACAACUAUCAACACAGAGGCAACAGGAGCUGUCGAGCCAGAAGACGGCGGUGAAGCAGAGGGUGAUGGGGUUGAAGGAGGAGGUGGAUAAGACGAUUUGGGAGCUUGAGCAGGCUUGUUAUGGAUCUUCUUCCUCUUCUGUUGGUGUUUCGACGACUGAGGAGAGGGUGGUGUAG
Molecule: messenger RNA, 651 nt
Organism: Linnemannia hyalina
Lineage: Eukaryota; Fungi; Mortierellomycota; Mortierellomycetes; Mortierellales; Mortierellaceae
Source: the annotation of a GenBank genome assembly